UCCUCGUCGAGAGAUACAUGAAUCCUCUCACUGUAACUACAGACAGGAGGUUAUAUUGUAUUUCAUGGUACAAUAUCAAACCAACAAUGUUAAAAACCUUUUUGUGUGGUCUUGGAAAUGAUUGAAAAGGAAGAGUAUUAUUUGUAAUCGGGGGUGAAACGCAACAGAGAAAACUACAAGGUGGAACCGUAUAUGGAGCAGUGGGCUGCCCGACCGGACCAAUAACAGAGGAACACCGCUGUCACAUGGUAGCAGAGUAUGAGGCUAUCCGCUAAAACAGACGCGUUUUAAAUGAACAUUUCUGUGUGUAUUUAGCUUUAUAAACCUUUCUCUUGAAGAGUUAACCUGUGCGACUUCAACACACCAUGGAAUCGGAAGGGAUGUCGCACCAUGCAGUCAGUUCAUCAGUAGAUGUGUCUCAGAGUGUUGAGGAGGACCCUUUAGUGGACGGACCGCUGAUUUCCCAUGAUGCCUUGCAGUCUGCUAUCAGGAGAGAAUUCACGACUCUCCCCACGCACUGUUCUGCUGUCCUGCUACUGCUGCUCCAGGUGGUGUAUGUGUCUCUGAGUGUGUGUGUUGCCGUGCUGUGUGUGUUUGAGGUUGGCCGGGAGGAGUGUGUGUGUGUGUUGGGUAAUGUUCGGGGGCAGAGUGUGGUGGUGAUUGGGAAGGUGUUUGUGUGGCUGUGUGUGUUGUUGUUUGGUGUGUGUGUUCAGCAUCACCACAGCCGAGUGAGGAGCAGAGGAUAUACCUCCGUAAACACCCUGAAACACCUGCCCUUCCUCAUCCACUCUGCAGGGAACACGGCGGUGUUGGUGGUCAUGUCAGCUGAUCUGCCAGAUCAUCUUCCUGUUUAUCUGCUGCUAGGGAUUCUGGGACUGGAGCUCCUGGUCUCUCUGCCUUAUCUGAUCAUCUACACAGGUAUCUACACCUACACAG
This is a messenger RNA of Oncorhynchus nerka (sockeye salmon), 936 nucleotides long. RefSeq names its product transmembrane protein 192-like. The annotation marks the transcript as partial. Lineage: Eukaryota; Metazoa; Chordata; Actinopteri; Salmoniformes; Salmonidae. The transcript is spliced from 5 exons. Gene Ontology annotation, cellular component: late endosome; lysosomal membrane. The record is from RefSeq and is a predicted model, not a curated record.